AUGGCAUUGUUAGUGGAUUAGAAGAAUGUGAUGAUUCAAAUACCAUUUAAUUUGAUGGAUGCUAUUAAUGUAAAAUUGAAUGUUAACCAUAAUGUACAAGAUGUAAAAGAGGAUAUUGUACUGAAUGUCUUACUUUUGGAUGGGUUUUAGAUCCUUAUACAAGACUAUGUAUUGAAUCAUGUGGAGAUAAAUAUUAUGUUGGAAAUGAAUAAUGUGAAGAAAUGA
This is a messenger RNA of Paramecium primaurelia, 225 nucleotides long. NCBI's taxonomy places the organism in Eukaryota, Ciliophora, Oligohymenophorea, Peniculida, Parameciidae. The record is from the annotation of a GenBank genome assembly.